AUGGGGAAUUGUUCUAUCAAAAGGGUCGCCGGAAAAUGCCCAGAUUCAGUUCGGAUUAUUACAAAAUCUGGUGGCGUUGGAGAUCUUAAAGGUCCUAUGUUAGUCGGAGAUGUCCUAAAUGGUCAUCCAGGGUAUGGCAUAUUCAGGUGCGCAUCGUGGUCUAAUCCAUUGCCAAAGCACGAAUGGCUUAUUAAUGGUCAUUCCUACUACUUGCUUCCGCUUGAGAAGAUACCAAUUGAGCCACCGAAGGUGCCAACUGAUGCGGCGACGUUGAAGGAUUUUGAGAAUGGAGCUGCUGCUGUGCAGGUCCUGCCAUCGCUUGGAAAUGGUGUGUGGAGAGUGAAGUUGGUGAUUGGGAGUAAGGAAUUGGAGGAGAUUUUGAAGCAAGAAGGGAAUACUGAGGCACUGAUUGAGACCAUGAGAGCGGCUGCAAUGUUGACUCCAAUGAGACGUUCCAAGAAAUCUUGGAAGCCUAAGGUGUUCAAAGUGCCAGUGGCUGGUGAGAAAUGA
Tripterygium wilfordii is the source of this 510-nucleotide messenger RNA. RefSeq lists its product as uncharacterized. NCBI's taxonomy places the organism in Eukaryota, Viridiplantae, Streptophyta, Magnoliopsida, Celastrales, Celastraceae. The record is from RefSeq and is a predicted model, not a curated record. The transcript has a single exon. Bases 1 to 510 code for a protein of 169 amino acids.